AUGGACAGCGCCUGGAGGCCCCACCCCAGGCAGUGGGUGCUGUGGAUCUUGGCCGCGGUUGUUCCGAGCAGUGGACAAGAUACGACGACAACGACCACUACCGGGUUGACGCACCUCUACAGUCCGGAUGUGCUUGGGCAAUGCGUCACAUUGAAGUCUUGCCAGCUUCAGGGCGACUUCCCCAACCGUGGCUUCUGCAUUUCCACGCAGGCGACGUCACCAGACGUGGAAGGCCCUGGCGAGGCCUGCUAUGACGUUUGCAAUCCGAGCCACAAGCCCAUGGACUAUACUGUCAAUGGCAACGGCGCAGCUGACUUGUCCAACCACAUCUCGCAGGCGAUGGUGGCCCAAGUCCGGGCAGGACUCAACAACAACGUUUCCUGUCCAGAAGCACUGGGCCUGGCAGACUCCAUGCAGAAGUGCCCACCAGGCGAGCAGUGCAGCGACGAGCUGCGGCACAAAUUCAAGGUUCCCAGCGGCCAGGGCUUGUGCGUGGUGUCGGGUGGAAGUGAAAGUGGACAAGCAUGCUUUGACAUGUGUGACUACCGCAACCCCCCGAGCCGAUUUGCCGAGGGCGCCCAUCAAGGCAUUGCCCUGCACGUGAUGGAGUUUCGCAACAGCGGCGCCUGUCAAGCAAAGCCUUGGCUUCCCUGGGUCAUUGCGCUCAUAGUACUUCUGCUUCUUGGGGCCUGCUGUGGCCUGAUCCUCUACAGUUACCGCCGGCGCGGCGGCAACCGACGUGCCGAGAUGUUGAAAGACGACCUGGGCGACGACGAGGAGGAUCAGGAGAUGCCACCAUUUGAGGACCUUCCGCCACAGGGACAGCCGGGCUACCACGAGGACCCGGGCUACAGUCCAGAGUAUGACGUCCCUGCACGUGCAGGUGCUGGAAUGGCAGGUGCUGGAAUGGCAGGUGCUGGAAUGUCGUACGAGGCGCCGCCGCCGGAUCCGCCCAUGAUGCGGGCUGAGAUGCCGGAUCGGCUCGGCUCGACAGGUGCUUCCUUCAAGAUCCCAGGGCUGGACGAGCCGCAUCUGCCCAUGCCCAACUUGAACUUGCAGCUGCCGCAGUCUGGUCAGUCGGGACCGAUUCCACUUCAAACCUCGGCUUCUGCACUCUCGACUUCUGGACAGUACUUGCCGUCGACCGCCUACCGCGCAGCGCCAGCGUCGCCGCAAGCGGCCUUCACAACCCAGCUGCCAUCGUACCCCUCCCCGGGUCCGGCUGUGACCAGUCCAGGAUCCCGGGUCUACACCACGACGCUCCCGGCUCAAUUUGCGCCCAGUGGCUCUGUGCACAUUGCACCUUCGGCACCCGUGGUCACAGUGCCUCCGCAGUACACUGCCAGCUACUCCUUGCCGCCGGGCCAGCAGUGA
This is a messenger RNA of Symbiodinium natans, 1374 nucleotides long. The record is from the annotation of a GenBank genome assembly. Lineage: Eukaryota; Dinophyceae; Suessiales; Symbiodiniaceae.